AACAUGUAUGUGUGUAAGUGAUAAAACUAAUUGGACGUGUAUGUGUGUUAGUAAUGAAACUAAUUGAACGUGUAUGUGUGUAAGUGAUAAAACUAAUUGGACGUUUCUUUAUUAGAGUCACUGCCAGUAAGCAACCAGAUAAUUGAAGAUGCUAUAUAUAUGUUAUAUCUACUGAAUCGAUUGAACAGUGGCUGUUUAUAUUUUUUUGUAAUAGACACAAGAAACCAAACUUUCAAAAAUAAGCCAAUUAGAAUUCGUGGUUGUUUUCACAUUGGGUGAUGAUCCUUGAGGUGAUCUUAUUCCUUGAAAUAGGAUUCAUCCCAUAUGAACAUUAAGUUAGAUUGUUUUAAAACGAUUUUGAAUAUGGAAAUCAACAAGUCACGUGACAACAACAACAACAACCAAUAUAAAGUCGUAGUGGUAUCAGAAGUAGAUUUAGACCGUUGUUGUUUGUCGUCACGUAGAUAAGUGAACAUAGAGGGCAGUAGCAAAAGCUGCCACAGGCAACAAUAUGCAACAUAAUGAAGCAGGAUCUCGUCUAGAAGUCAUGUAUACACAAAUUGUUUUCACGACAUGUACAUUCAACCAUCUCAUACCUCAAGCCGCUAAGAAUAAAACAGUAUUCAUGCUAUUCCAUAUAAAGAUAUAUCAGUCAAGUUGUAUGUGGAGUUUUUUGCAAUUGAACCGUUGAAAAGUGCACUGGGAAAUCACCAUGCAGGUAUACUAGAUGGAUAAUGGAAAGAAAUCGUCGAGGAGUGGUAUGUUUUGGACAUGACAGCCUUAUGACAAGGUCUUUUGCAGAGAUAUCCCUAUGCUGUAGGACUGUUUUGAAGAUACACCUUAUAAGACAGAGCAUGAAAAACCGUGGCAACGUGGAAGGUAACGACGUGGUGAGGCUCUAAGACGUUUUAAUAUAACAUGUUCAACCUCUGUGUCUGUAUUAUAAAACCCUUGUAUCUAGCUGAGUCGAGGGUGAAUUAUAUUAUGUUCGUUGGCCUUAACCUUAACGACUAUAUGUUAGCCAUAAGCACAUGAUCGUUAAUAUCUUUAUAACCCUAUGUUCAUGACAGUAAAAAAUACACAGGAUAAAAAAUGUUGGUCAGUCGCAUAAAAAAAUGAUGAAACCCUAAGGCUUUUGACUGAUGGAGCCCCUGUGUUUUUCAGGGAUAAAGGAGGGGGGGGGUAAAUGAAUGUCCACACUUUACACUCCUCUUCAAGAACAGGAAGAAAGUCCAGUUGAUCAGCUGAGGGCCAUAGUCACGUGGUGUGGAUCGCUUUACAUGUCACGUACUUAUAUGUACGUUUAUGUUUAGAGCAAAGUCACAUUGGACUAUCUGCUGUGUCCACCACGGGAAAGCAAACCCAGUAUUUUAACGUCGUAAAUCCGCUGUUCCACUGGUAGAGGAAGUAUAAACAUGUUUCGUAUUAUUUGAGUGCCCAAUAGAUUUGGUACUGUGGGACAAGAGAUGAAUUUCCUAGAACGUCCAUACGAUACGGAUGAUUACCUUAUGGAAUGAGGUACCAUCUGCAGUAGUGGAGGCUGACACCUUACAAGAGUUUAAGAGGGGGACUGAUGGUUUCUUGAAAAGUAAAUGGCUUCACAUAGUCAGACUACUGGUUUCUCAGCAUACCAGCCUACAUCACCUUGUCGUCCUCAUCCUGUUUCCCCACCAGCACAUGUGCAUCCAUAUAGCUCUCCUGCUUGUCAUACGCUUCAUUCUGGAGUCCAUUAUGGUGCUACACCACAGAUUUCUUUAUAUGGAGCCACUCAGAGCCCUUAUGGACCUGUGAGUCAAGACUUAUAUGGAGGUCGUCAUUCUUUAUACAGUACCAGUGUCCAUAGUUUGCAGCAAACCAAAUCAGCUUGGCAAGACUCAGGCAUGAUGCAGUCAUACAGUCGAUCAGCUUCCAAGUCUCCAGCCAUGAACACGUCUCCACAUAUGCCGCCACCUUCUAUGAAGUCAUCUUCACAUGCUCUUAGUAUUUCUGGACCACAUCUUACUGCUCCUUGUCAUUUCAGACAAAUGACCAUAGGAUCGUCACCUAGCCCAUCAUCACAUACUUGGAACCAGUCUCAGAUACCUAGUCCUGGAGUUCGUUCAUCUCCCAGAACCACUCCAUCACCUCUAGCUGUCAAUUCUUGUUCUCCUGUGAAUGGUCAGCCUUUCUCUCCUACUUCUUCAGGUCACUCUCCUCACCACCUAAUAUCUCACCUGCAGCCUCAAAAUUCAACUCCACCUCCUCCAAAAGGGGGCUGCUCCACCCCAAAUGAACAGCCAUUGUGUAACAGAUCUAAUGAACAAGUGGUAAGCUCCAAUCCCUUACAAUCCCUUCAGAAAAUGGUAAUGCUGGACAAUGACUCUGUGAGCUCGUCUAUCAGUAGAGCCAGUUAUGAUAUGGCCAAUAGUCAGCCUACUAUUUCUGUUACCACCAGGUCUGGUUCCUAUUUCUCUUCAGUAGAACAGUUGGCUGGCUGUGAACCUGGGUCCCCAUUUCCCACUUACUAUAACCUGGAUCAAAACAGGUUGUCUACUCCUCCUCAUCCAGUAAGCUCCAUGGCUAUCACUUCUUCCUAUCCCUUGAGGCUGAGAACAGCUUCUCCUGUUUCUCAGCAAGCACUUAUUGAAAGUUUGAAUCCAAAUGACUCAUCUUUAGAGACUCCAAUCAAUGGUGCAUCACAGUCAACAAGUUCCAAUGUAAGUCAUCCUCCUGGGCAUGUGUCUUUAAGUAGUUUAGAAAACGAAAGCCAACAAUAUGAUCAAAACGAUCAAGGUUUUAUUGACUGUGAAAAUACAGCCGUAUUAGAGCAUCAAGGGGACUCAUGUUUAAAUUGUGGAAAAAAUGGAUACAGUGAUAUUGAGUUAACCUUUAAUUCUGAGAAUCAACGUUUUGAUAAGCAAGGAUGUGGUAAAGACUUAAAAUCUGAAAUAGUGACUCUAGGACCAAAAGAAAAUAUGGAUGAUAGACGUUUUGAAAGUCUACAAGGAAAGAAGAACAUUAGAUUCAGAGAAGAUGAAUUUGCUAGUGGUGAGUUGGAAGUUAGUGUUGAUGAUUUUAAACAGUCAUCUCUACUCCCUACAUGUCCUAGGUGGAACAAAAUCUUUGAUGCUUAUGACAGUCACUGUAAUUCAAAUGAAAAGCAUCAUUUUCAUGGUAAUGGAGAUGCUAUUGGUCUACACGUUAACCAAAGUCCGAGAAGACAGAGAAGUACAACAGAAUUUUUGGACAAGAAUGUUUUAGAUGACCAUAAUGGUACAACAAAACAAAGCUCAUCCAGAAACUCGACUGGAAGAGGACGUGGACGUGGCAAGAAAUCUAGUGGAGGGGGAAAUGUUGAUAGUUUUGCAAGUGAUAGCAUUUAUCGAUUAUAUCAGACUUCUUCACUGAAUGUUGAAAACAGGCCUGCGGAAGUAUGGCAUGCUCAGAUUCAGCAGACUUAUCCUACAUCUGUCUAUCAGACCAGGGAGGCAGGUUUUUACUCUGGUAACAGUCCAAUUACUUCUGAUUGUCAUGGAGUGCAGAGUUCAGCACUUCACGGUAUUCUAACGCUUCAACUUCUCAUUUAUUGGGUCCUCAUUUUCCUUCAACUACAGAUGCUUCUCUCACACAUGAUGAUUCUCUUUUGUUUCCUCCUAAGAAGAAGAGAGGUCGUCCUUUUGGUAGUAAAAACAAGCCCAAACCGCCAGGGAUGGAAAUUAAACGAAAACCAAAAUAUAAGAAGAAAACAGAAAUUUAUUUACCUGAAAUGGAACCGGAUACCAAGACAAAGGUUAGAAGUUUUAAUGGUCCUUACAUUCAUAUUAUGGGGACCAAGGAAAGACCUCUGUCUGUUGAAGUUGUUAACAUUCUACUAGGAGAGGAAAUGAAGCAGGUGAAGAAUGUUAAACAGAAAAGACAAGUUCUGGAUAGCAAUAUUCGUAAGAAACUGCAGUUUGGACACAUUAGUACCUUGUCACCCAUGUAUAAUGCUAAUACAAAGGACAGAACCUGGGUUUGUGUCCUCUGCUUUUGGGGGAGCCACAGUCGGGGGUUGGGUGAUCUCUUCGGACCAUAUUACUUAAAUGAGUAUCAGAUACUAUCCAAUGAUGAAGCCUCCACUUCAGGGACAGUUACACCAGCCUCUGUUACUCCUGAUCCACGGGAUGACAUGGAGAUGAAGGCAGCUCUGACUCAAAGUGUGCAAGAAAAACAUAAAUGUUCUGAACAGGUAGAAUUAUCAAGAACAGAUAUCAACAAAAAAGUGAGUAUAACUGUAUAAGUUAAAUUACUUAGGUUUUGAUAAAUAUAUUUUAUAACAAUUUUUAUGAAUACAAACAUAAGCUCCCAAACAUAGUUAAGACAUAUUCCAAGGAUUUUGACAUUAAUGAAUACUAAUAUUAAAAUUUUAAGUUUCUGCUUUUAAUCUUUAUUACUAAUACCUCCACAAUAAAAUUUUGGUUGGUUGUUUGGUUGUUAUUAAGCACAAAGUAACCCAGUGGACUAUCUGUGCUCUGCCUGGUUUUUAGCAUUGUAAGCCUGCAGACUUACUGCUGAGCAACUGGGAGGGUUAUGUUUUCAUCUUGAACACAGCAGUCAUCAGAAAUGUUAAAAUAGGCAUUUUAAAAGUACCAAGUCGGAUUUUAUCACUUUUUUUAACAUUUAAAAAAUUUGGAUGUGUGUGCUCCUGAAUAUAACUAUCACAAUUUGAUGAAAGAACAUAUAAACAAGAUGAGACAAUCAUACUUUUUUAUGAUCAUGUGUUUUACAUUAACAAAUUUCAUAAUCUCAAAACAAAACUCUUUUUUAAAAAGUAUGUUACUUCUACAUUUGGUUUGGUAUAUAAACAAUAUGUAGAAACACAUAGCAACAUACCAAACUGCCAUGACAGCCAAUCAGAACUUUGCUGGAUGCAUUUCAUUGCCAGUAGCAUAGUUUAUAACAAAUUCACUCUAGUUGUUUUAAGUUGUAUUGCUAUUUCAACACUUAACUCGGGAUAUGCUAGUGCUACUCUUUAACAACUACUCUUAACAUGAAAAGAUCACUGCAUUUAUGAUUUGGAUUUGUUAACUGCUUGUUAGGGUUAGUUAUAAUAACAAUUUAUAUAUUGAAAAUAAUGAAAAAAUUAUAUAAUGUGUAACAACUGAAUAACAGUCAGUACAAUAUGUAAUGUGUAACAACUGAAUAUCAAUACAAUAUGUGAUGUGUAACAAAUCAAUAUCAAUACAAUAUGUGAUGUGUAACAACUGAAUAUCAAUACAAUAUGUGAUGUGUAACAACUGAAUAUCAAUACAAUAUGUGAUGUGUAACAAAUCAAUAUCAAUACAAUAUGUGAUGUGUAACAAAUCAAUAUCAGUGCAGUAUGUGUAGCAAUUGAAUAUCAGUACAGUAUGUAAUAUUUAACAACUGAAUAUCAGUACUGUAUGUGUAACAGCUGAAUAUCAGUACAGUAUGUAAUAU
Molecule: messenger RNA, 5436 nt
Organism: Limulus polyphemus (Atlantic horseshoe crab)
Lineage: Eukaryota; Metazoa; Arthropoda; Merostomata; Xiphosura; Limulidae
Exons: 4
Coding region: 1593-3854 (753 amino acids)
Source: RefSeq, a predicted model, not a curated record